This is a messenger RNA of Hippoglossus stenolepis (Pacific halibut), 3197 nucleotides long. RefSeq names its product polymerase (DNA directed) nu (gene poln). The record is from RefSeq and is a predicted model, not a curated record. Lineage: Eukaryota; Metazoa; Chordata; Actinopteri; Pleuronectiformes; Pleuronectidae. Gene Ontology annotation, molecular function: DNA-directed DNA polymerase activity; DNA binding. Gene Ontology annotation, biological process: double-strand break repair; DNA-templated DNA replication. The coding region runs from base 1 to 2613 and encodes 870 amino acids. The transcript has 23 exons.
AUGGUUCAAACCACCGAUACAAGCGUCAGUGGGACCAGUUCAAGGACAGUACUGGCUCCAGCAAACCCUUUUGCUACUAGACAAAACUCCUCAGCAGUCCAGGGCUUGGCCUCUUCUGCAGUACAACCAAACAGACUGGGAAACUGCAACCCACUCUCUACUUUCCAGACUCAUUUACAUCAGCAUCGUCUUUCCCUGUCCUCCCCUCUGAAGAGGAAACAUGAAGCACUUCAGCAACAGGAUAACGCUCUUCCCAAAAUCUGCCUAACAAGGCGUCAUCUAAAAUGGAAACCACCUUGUUCCUCACAAGAAAAGGCAAGGGAAAGAGGAGUCAGGCCCAGUACCUCCGUCCCUGAACAUCCAGUGGUUCCUCCACAACCACAGACUAAUGACAGUCCUUGGCAUGAAAAGGGAAAAGUAACAGAGGUACAUACACACUCAGAUGUCCCACAGCAAACUCGACAAAAGCGCAGUAAGUUGGAAUCCACCAGGAAUGUUUCCAAACUGACUCGAGCCUCUGUGACCUGCAAACUACCCCAGCACAAGCGGGCCAAUUAUGGGCCUGACCAUGACACAAAUGGAUCAAAAACAUCCCAUGACUGGGCUAAGAAGACUGAAACCCUGACGUCCGACCCAAGAGUAAAGGCUUCUGGGAAGCUGAGCACAAACGAGAAGACGCAGAUGCUUGAGAAGGCAGAGCAGGCCAAGACUCUGGUGCUGACUAUGGUGUAUCAGGACGGAGCCACACAGUUAGACCCAGAGCAGAAGCUCCCUCCAGCAGCGUGUGGGCUCCUCGUGCUGAUGAUCGGGGACCAUCUGGACCGCAGCACAGCGGAGGACUCUCUGGGGCCAAACGACAGUCUGGUCUAUUUAAAACUGUCUGAACAAACACCUGCAUGGGCCCAGCAACACACCCUCCAGAGCCAGGAGCUCUUCACUAGGGAUAUGCUGCUACAGGUGCUUUCAAGACGUCAACUGGUGGUGUGUUAUAAAGCCAAGGAUUUGCUUCGUACGGCUCUGCAGUUUUACAAAGGAGAACUUACCUGUAAACAAGUGGCAGGUUGUCGUAUCCAGGACCCACAGGUGUCAGGUUGGCUGCUGGAUCCUGCCGAUCCCUCCUCUUGCUUCCAGGAUCUUCUCAAUAAACACUGCAAAAGACCCAGAACAACACCUGCCCUGGGUGCAAAGAGGGUUUCUCAGAUCAUCUCCAGCCUCUCAUCCCUCUACUGGCUUAACAUGGAGCUAUGCUCUAAACUGCAGAACCAGAGGCUGUGGGAGCUUUACUCCGACAUGGAGCUGAACAUGAUUCCUGUCCUGGCAGCCAUGGAGAGUCAUCACAUCCACGUGGACAAAGAGGCUCUGAAGAGAAUGUCAGACCUGUUGGGGACUAAGAUGAAGCAGCUGGAGCAGGAGGCCCACAGAGCAGCAGGACAAAUAUUCCUGGUCACCAGCAGCACUCAGCUACGAACAGUCCUGUUUGAGAAGCUGCGGCUCCACGAGCGCUGCGAGAACAAGAAACUUCCCAAGACCAUCAACACACAGCAGCAGUCCACAUCAGAAGCUGCAUUGUUGCAGCUUCAGGACCUGCAUCCUCUUCCAAAGAUCAUUCUGGAGUACAGACAGAUUCACAAGAUCAAGUCCACUUUUGUUGAUGGGAUUCUCUCAUGCAUGAUGAGUAAGAACUACAUUUCCUCUACAUGGUACCAGACGAGUGUUGUGACUGGGAGAAUCUCUGCAAAACACCCAAACUUCCAGGCGCUGCCCAGACAGCCUCUUCAAAUCACCAAGAAGCAGUACAUCCAAGGAAAGGAGGAGGAGGUGGUGACAGUUCACCCCCGAGCCAUGUUCAUCCCUCAGAAGGGCUGCACCUUCCUUGCUGCAGACUUCUGCCAGGUGGAGCUGCGUCUCUUAGCUCAUCUCUCCUCCGACCCUGAGCUGCUCCGUGUUUUUACCAACCCCCAAGCUGACGUCUUUACCAUGCUGGCCUCUCAGUGGAAGGGGGUGAGUGAGAGUGAGGUGACCUCAGAGGAUCGGGAACACGCCAAGCGCAUCGUCUACUCUGUUGUGUACGGGGCAGGCCGCGAGCGACUAUCAGGGAUCUUGGGUGUGAGUGCCCACCAGGCCAGUCAGUUCCAGGACAGUUUCCUCCAGACCUACAGAGACGUCCAGGCCUUCAUCCAGAGGACCAUCCAGCUGUGCCACAAACAAGGUUAUGUGUUGUCCAUCAUGGGUCGUCGACGAACCCUCCCCAACAUCAACUCUCCAGAUUGGGGAAUCCGCAUGCAGGCUGAAAGGCAGGCUGUGAACUUUACAGUCCAAGGUUCUGCUGCUGAUCUCUGUAAGGUGGCCAUGAUCCGGAUCUUCAACCUCGUGGCCACCACCUCGCUCACUGCCAGGCUGAUAGCGCAGCUCCAUGACGAGCUCCUGUACGAAGUGGACGACUCACAGGUGGAAAACUUUGCAGCGUUGGUGAAGAGCACCAUGGAGUCCCUGCAGCACAUCGACCAGCUGGGCCUCCAUCUCAAGGUCCCCCUAAAGGUGGCGGUCUCCAGUGGGAAGUCCUGGGGGUCCAUGACUGAGCUUAAGAUCCCUUCAGCAUCUCCUUCUCUUUGAGUCCUUCCUCCUCCCUUCCUUCCAUCAUUACCUUUCCACUACACCUUUGUUCAACAAGAUACUUGACUUUCAACCCCCCCCCGCCCCUCUAUCUCUCUUGGUGUGUUCCCAUCUUCUCGUUCCACCGCUCCCUCUCUCGUAGCCUUUCUCUCUGCCUCUCUCUUCACUCGUCCUGCAUCCACAUCGCUAUGGAAACCAGGCAGCUGCAGCUCCUUCCAGCUCCAAAUUCGCGCUUCCACUCCAUCCGUAUCCGGGGGCAACGGCAGGAGCCACAGACUGGAUUGCACCAGUUCUCUCUCUCUCUCUCUCCAUCCUUAAAAAAAAAAAUCCUCUUCCUACUCGUCUCCUCCUCCGUUUUCACACUCUCUCGUUAAGACCAACACUGUUUUCUCUGCCUCGUUGCCAAGGUGAAGCUCCACAUUUAUCGGUUCAUGAAAUUGGCUUUUAGUUUGAUAUUUAAACGGCUAAACCAGUUUGGCUACGUGAAAUAUGUUGUUCUGCAUUUUCACAGACUUUUGUGUUUUUAUUGUUGUAAUACUUCGUUUGUGCUGAAUAAAAUUAGCAUUUCUCCUGUUCUUACAAAA